Lactuca saligna is the source of this 2099-nucleotide messenger RNA. Lineage: Eukaryota; Viridiplantae; Streptophyta; Magnoliopsida; Asterales; Asteraceae. The record is from the annotation of a GenBank genome assembly.
CGACGUUUGAUUGGUUGUAUGACUCUCUUCCUUUCUUAUCUUUCACCUUAAGCCUUUACAUAUAAAUGGAUGGCAUUAAUGAAAUUAAGACUCCAUUUUUGUCCAAUUGAUAUACGCUGUAUGUACACAGAAUUAAAACGAAGGUACUUUUCUAGGAACCUCACUGGCACUUUCCUCUUUCACAUACACCACUCGGCUGGCUGACGUUUUCAAGGAGAUAAAAACCACCCUUUUUGCAAAACCCACCAAAUUUCACAAUCGAUUAUCAAGAACCCAAAUGUUUUUUGUUUACAAUCUAUUGUAAAGCUUUUUGUUGUGUGUGCAUCUCGUUCUUGAUUUCAAUUUCUAGUUUUGCCCUCUUAAUAUGGACGUCUUACCUGCAAAAUCUCUUCCGGUUGGCUACCGAUUUCGUCCGACCGACGAAGAGCUGGUGAAUCAUUACUUAAGGUUGAAGAUCAACGGUUUUGAUAAAGAAGUGAGUUGUAUUCGAGAAGUCGAUGUCUGCAAGAAAGAGCCCUGGGACUUACCUGAUUUGUCGGUGAUUGAGUCCAUCGAUAACGAAUGGUUCUUCUUUUGCCCUAAAGAUCGAAAGUAUCAAAACGGCCAGCGAUCAAAUCGUGCUACGGUGUCUGGUUACUGGAAAGCUACCGGAAAAGAUCGAACGAUCAAGACUAACAGAGGGAGUAGCGUGAUUGGAAAGAAGAAGACGCUUGUUUUCUAUACUGGUAGGGCUCCAAAAGGCGAGAGGACUCAUUGGGUGAUCCACGAGUAUUGUGCUACCGAAAAGGAACUCGAUGGAACACAUCCUGGACAGAGUCCAUAUGUGCUUUGUCGUUUAUUCAAGAAACACGAUGGGAAGGACGAAAAUGCUGAAAGUUUAGACUGUGUUGAUGUUGAUCAAAGCGAUGCUUCUCCUCCUUCCGUUGUAAAAUCAUCUACUGAAGAUCCUCAAUCAGAGCCCGUAACCCCAAAUUUGACUGGUCAACCAAACAUUCAACCUUUACUCAAAGAAAAUCUCAAACUUGAAGAACUCAAUAGAACAAACGACCCUUUGGACUUUCUCGAUCAUUCACAAUUAAUGAACGAUCUUGACCUUGAUGAAGCUCUACAAGGUUUCUGGGAUGCAUCACCUGAUCAUUUCGAAUCAAAAAUCUUCUCCCCUUUGCAUUCCCAGAUGCAUUUAGAGUUCGGAUCCGCUUACAACUACGGAAUGGUCAACUCCGGAACCGGAAACGAACAGACAACUGGAAUGGAAUUCUCAAACAGUUUCCUAAAUGAUUUUCACCCAUACAGCAGCGAAUCAGAUGGUGAAGUCAUUCAAGUUCAGCCUAUGAAACUUGAAAAGGUGAGCGAUGAAAAUGUUAUCUUUCAUCUUCCUCAUGAACAAGCACCAAAGGAAGAAUCUUGCAGUAGUAGCAGUAGCAACAUUGCAUUGGCAUCCAAUGGGGAGGGCAAUUUGGGAACAGGAAUUAUAAUAAGGAAUCGCCAGCCAAAGGUUGCUAAUGGCAUAAACUUUAGUAACCAAGGAACUGCACCAAGAAGAAUCCGAUUGCAGAUGAAACUACAAGUAGGGUCAGUUACCCAUGGUGGUGAUGAUCAGCAGCCUAUUGUGACUGAGGAAAAGAAGCAUAACCCAGGUGGUAGUGAUGGUGAAUAUGAUGAAUCUUUGAUGUCAAAUUCAAAUGUGAAGCCAAAAGCUGAUUUUUCUCAUGGCAUGCUAAGUUGGGUGUAUAUGCAUAAGGUGCUUGUGGUUGUAGGGUUGUGUGUAGGGAUUGCUAGUUUAUGGAAAUGUUUGACUUCUUGAGGGGGGAUAGAUAGGUGAGUGGUUUUAUUGUGGAUGAGUAGUAGAAACUGAUGACUUAAAUAUAUAUAUAUAUAUAUAUUAUGUUUAUAUGACCUAUCUAUAUCUUUUGUUUUUUACCCUAGUUUGGUAAAGUUUUAGACGUAUGUAUUAUCCAGUUGUAUGAUAUUUUUUUCCUGGAUUUGGAUGAUGUAUUGAUGGUUUAAGUUUUUGGUAAUCAUAAUCAAUGAAUUACUAGUAUCUAGAAUACUAGUCGAUUCUUUUAAAUAUCUCUAAUAGGUUUCUUGUAAUCAUUGGC